AUGCGUCCUAUUCUCGGUCUCCGUUUCUCUGCUGGCGGCGGGGCCGGCAGCGCUACGGUUCGGGUUCAGGGUCGGCGGGAGAUGGAGAUGAAGAUGAUGUCGAGGUUGUUAUGGUCGCCACAGACACGGCUACAGCCACGACCACGACCACAGGCACCUGGCAGCCCUAAGGGGUGUGUGCCUCACUCUCCAUCUCAAUCACGGCGCUUAUCCGCCAUCGCGAACCCUAACCCUCACCCCCAGCCUCGCCCCAAAGCGAGACCGAACCAGAUCCAGAUCCAGAUCCAAAAAGCACAGCAGAAAGUCCAAUUACAUUCCCAUUCCCAUUCCCAUAGUCCGCAAGCAGAGCAGAAAAUCCAAUCAACCCAAGCGACCCAGGAUAAAAGAUCAGCCCAGCAGAACCGCCACCACAUCGACCGCCAGUCCGACGAGGUAUCCAAAUCCGGCACCGACGACGCCGUGGCCGCGCAGACGUCGGUGGCCUUUGACUCCGACCACACGAGCGAUUCCAACUCCAACUCCCACUCUCACUCUGACAUCGACCAAGCGCGCACGCUCUCCGGUCACCAGAACGCCUGGUCGAAUCCCCUAGAUGCCAGUCCUGCCAACAGGAGCCUCAGCAGGGGUACGGACGAGGUGGAGAGUGGUGGUGGUGGAGGAGGAGGAGGAGGGGGAGGAGGAGGUGGCAGUGGUGGCGGCGGUGACACUAACAAUAAGGACACGACCGUUUCUCGAAGCAAGUCGACAUCGAAACAUGGGGUAGCCGGAGCUGAGAAGAAGGCGUUUGCUGGCUCGGCUGGGCCGGCGAAGGAACCGGAGAGGCCGGCUUUGGUCAGGCCGGGAGCGAGGUGA
Capronia epimyces CBS 606.96 is the source of this 852-nucleotide messenger RNA. RefSeq lists its product as uncharacterized. The coding region runs from base 1 to 852 and encodes 283 amino acids. The record is from RefSeq and is a predicted model, not a curated record. The transcript has a single exon. NCBI's taxonomy places the organism in Eukaryota, Fungi, Ascomycota, Eurotiomycetes, Chaetothyriales, Herpotrichiellaceae.